GCUAGCGACACCUCGCGGCCAAGAGCAGCAGUCGAAUAGAAUUGGUUAGUGCCUCCAGUGAGUAGGAGGUUGUGUAUACGCUUGUUCUUUCGCAAUAUGUAAACAAUUCGAUACAAACCUCAGCCUCACUUUAACGAACAAAGGAACAUUAUUUAUUGAUAAUAAUGGGGACCCAUACUGGCAAUGUCGUCACCCUGGCGAACAGUAUCAUCGGUGUCAGUGUUCUUGCUAUGCCCUUCUGUUUCAAACAGUGUGGUAUCAUUCUGUCGAUUCUGAUGCUACUGUUUAGCAACAUCAUCUCACGCCUUUCUUGUCACUACCUAAUGAAAUCUGCGAUCAUGGAAAAAAGAAAGAACUUUGAAAUGCUGGCAUUCAGAGCAUUCGGACCGACGGGAAAACUGAUGGUGGAACUAUGUAUAAUUGGUUUCAUGCUGGGAACAUGCAUCGCCUACUUUGUGAUCAUGGGCGACCUCGGGCCUGGUAUCGUGAGCCCAUUAUUUGGAUUUCAACACCCGACAGCGCUUAGGCCGAGCGUGCUUAUUGCUAUUGCGAUCUUCGUAGUCCUUCCCUUGGGUUUGCUGAAGAACGUCGAUAGCCUCAGUGGUGUUUGUGCUGCUACCGUCGCUUUUUAUGCUUGCUUAGUAUUGAAGGUCCUCGGUGAAGCUGUCGAACACUUGAUCAGCGCAGAUUGGAUCGACAAAGUGUACUAUUGGAGGCCGUCCGGCAUUCUACAGUGUAUUCCAAUAUUUUCUAUGGCUCUUUCUUGCCAAACGCAAUUAUUUGAGAUAUUCGAUUCACCUCCAAGCACUCCUCUCGAUAGAAUGAAUUCCGUAGUCAGGUCUGCGACUAACAUGGUAACAAUGUUCUACGUAUCGGUCGGCUUCUUCGGCUACAUCGCUUACUGCGAUCAGUCAUUUUCAGGUAACCUGAUGAUGAACUUCUCAAAGACGAUAACGAGCGAGGUGAUCAAAAUUGGAUUCCUGAUGUCGGUAGCGGUCAGCUUCCCAUUAGUUAUCUUUCCAUGUAGGGCCAGCAUCCACUCCCUAUUUUUCAGUAAGGGCUAUGAGCAUGCACAGACUGGAUCUGCUCACAUCCCCGAGUCUAGGUUCCAGUGUAUCACUCUGGUGAUAGUCACCUUGUCGCUGGUCAUCGGACUCCUCAUCCCUAACAUUGAGCUGGUUCUUGGGCUCGUUGGGUCGACCAUCGGUGUUGUCAUCUGUGUCGUCAUCCCGGCCGUCAUCUUCGUGUCGCUGUCGUCAAAGAGCAAUAACGAACGGCUACUGGCUAAGGCUUUGGUGUUCAUCGGUCUCGUAAUAAUGGUGCUUGGAACUUAUACCAAUUUGUAUGCGACUGAGGAAGCCAUUUCCAAACCUGAUGUGAAACCACCACGACCUCCAUUGCAAGAUUCGAUUUCGAAUCCUAUAUUACCAAAAGUUGUAAUCAAAGAUGAAACUUUAGAGAAGUUGAAUAAUGUCAAUGAACUCGUUGCUGCCUUGCCCAAUUUGAAAUCUGAAUCUAAGAUCAUUGCGGAUCAGAAAGAAACAUUAAAAGAAAACGUUAACAAAGGGAAUAUUAUGGAAAGUAAAGAGGUGAAGAGGGAGCCUCCUGUGCCCGAGGAACCCGUUGAUAUAAAGAAAGAAAGAAAAAUUCCCAAGUUAGAGCUUCCUCCCAAAAAUGUUCUCUCCGAUAUGAAUCCGCCUAAAGAAAAUAAUAUUCCUAAAGUAGAUACUCCGCUGAAAGUCGAUUCUGUUGUUGACAAUUCCGUCAAAGAUGAAAUAAAGAAGAUAGCAGGUUUACCUGAACCACCUAAGAAAUUGGAAAAGGAAGUUAUAUUGGAAAAUAUCAAUGUGAAAGAAAAAGAAAACGCAAGGGUUAUCGAAAAUAAAGAAAAAGAAUCUAAUAAAAAAGAAACACUUAUCGAAAGAAUUAAGGAACAUCAGAAAGCUCAGGAUGAGCUGAUUGCUAAAGGAGAAGAACUUAUAAAAGAAUUGAAAACGGUAGUUCAGGCCGAGACUAGAUCUAACGGUAGCAAGGAUACAAGUGCAGAUUUAAAUAAAAAUGCCAUACCUAUUGUUAAAAAUGUAGACAUGAAUGCUAAGGAAAUAAAUGUACCAGAAGUGAAAAAAGAAGAGAAAAAGGUGCAACCUGAAAGCCCGAUUCAUGAAGAUCCGAUAGUCGUCAGUAUGGCGAAGGGUGUUCCUUUACCCUUGGCUGUCAAGGGGAAGGUACAGAUGGUCGAGAAAGAAAAGGAAGAGAAGAAAUUAGAAAAUGAAGUAGAGAAAGUAGGAAGGGAUAUUCUUGGCGGUGAUCCUGCCGAGUUGAGAGAAAAGCGUGAUGUAGAAGAAUUGACCGAAAGGGCUCAUUCCUUGGAAAUCGAAUUGUCAGGACAGUCGACGACACCUCAGCCGGUAAAAGAAUUAAAAAAAUCUGCUGAGGUUAAAGAGGAGCCUAAGCCUGCUAAGGAUGUUAAUGCAGAGGAAGGAUCGUGUGCGAAAAACGGUUCUAUUGAAGAAAAUGGUAAAAAAACAGAAGCGGAAAAACCUCUUAUCCCAAAUACUACAAUCAAUAGCGUUGAUAAGCCACAAGAUCCGUUGAUUAAAUUCUCCUCACAUCUGUCUGACCCUAAGCCAAUCCUCAACGACUCUCCUCAACUUCUUGACAACAAAGCGGAUUCCAUCGUCGCCGAAAUGCCAAAAAGGAGGGACCUCAAAUCUAUAGAGACGAACGAUAUCGCUGAACCGAACCAAAGAAAUGGGUAGAAUAUUAUAAACUGAACAACUUCAUAUUUUCAUGAUUGUAUAUUUUGUACAGAUGGAAUUAUUUGUAAAUAUUAUGUACAUAUAUAUAAAUAUUAAAACGAGAAGUCAACUAAUAUAUUUUCGAUCGUGGUAUUUUGACAAUUUCUGUAUUUUACACGUGUGUGAUAUAGAUCUUAUUUAUAUUGAUAAAAAGUCUGCUACACGAUUCCUAUCUUUAUUUUUAAAUGAAUUAUGAAUUGAUAUAGUUAUUAAUUUAUUUAUGUGUAAAUAAAUUAUAGUUUUUAAGAUUUGUUUUAAAAGAAAUGAUCAUAUGCAUUUCUUCCAUCACCUGUGUCCUCUUUAGUCAGUAUUUUAUUUUGUAGUUAUUACAAUUAUUGUUAAUGGUAAACUAAAUUUAUCUUUUUGUCGAGACAUUUUGAAUAGCUGUAAACAUGAAUGACUGAAUAAUGAUAAAUUUGUGUGUUCUAGCUAUUGAAUCAUUCCAUUAUGAGACUGUAUUAAAUGUAUUUUUCUCUUAAAAGAUGAAAUAUAUUCCAUUAAUCUCUUGUCUAU
Nezara viridula (southern green stink bug) is the source of this 3311-nucleotide messenger RNA. Lineage: Eukaryota; Metazoa; Arthropoda; Insecta; Hemiptera; Pentatomidae. The record is from the annotation of a GenBank genome assembly.